UUUGCAGGUGAAACCACCCCCUCUCUUUCUCUCUUUGUGCCUCUGUUCUUUAGAGAUGUUAAUCCGUUCGAGGAGAAGUUUCGAAACAACACACACACACACACACACACACACACAAAGGCGCACAGGAGGUUGAGUUCUUGAGCUCGUGUGAAAGUGAAGAGGAGUUUCUUUAUUCGGCUCUGAAAUGCGCGCUCUGGAACUUUAUUCAUAACCGCACUGCUUUUGUUUACUUGUUUACUGUUUAUUUUCUGCACUUUAGGAAUUUGUUGUUGGAGGAACUGAAACUGAAAGCCUUUUGUAAGUGUAAACUCUUGACUUUAUUCGCUGGUGUUUGGGUUUAUUUGGUUGUUAUCAGCAGUGUUUGGGUGAUGAAUAUGUACAGCAUGCUGGAUCACGAGCUGAAAAGCCCGCUUCAGCACGCGCCCGUCAUGAUGCCGCCGGUGAACGGAAGCGUGCACGCGAGCUCCACACCGGCGGCGCCGUGCGCUCAGAAGAGCUCCGAGGCUCUGGAUAAAGUGAAGCGGCCCAUGAACGCCUUCAUGGUGUGGUCCCGCGGCCAGAGGCGCAAGAUGGCGCAGGAGAACCCGAAGAUGCACAACUCUGAGAUCAGCAAGCGGCUCGGCGCGGAGUGGAAGCUGCUCGCGGACGCGCAGAAACGGCCCUUCAUCGACGAGGCCAAGCGGCUGCGCGCGCUGCACAUGAAGGAGCAUCCCGACUACAAAUACAAACCGCGGCGCAAAACUAAACCCGCAACCAAGAAGGACUGUCCGGUGAGCGCGCUCCCGCUGAGCGCCGGGACCCUGAGCGGAAGUGCCCGGAUGGAGGGUUACGGCUGGGGCGCGGCGGGAGGAUACGGGAGCGCGCAGGGGGACGCGCUUGGUUACACUCAGCAGAUUCACCGGUACGACCUGUCGAGCUUCCAGUACCCGAGCGCGCACAGCUACAUGAACAGCGCGAGCGCGUACAGUCCGGUGCAGUACGGUACUCAGCAGUCCAGCCCGGUCAUGUCCAUGGUCAAACCGGAUCAGCUGUCUCCGUCCUCGAGCGGCGGCGGUCCGAGUCAGCCUCGCACUCCGUUACAGCCCGACCUGAGGGACAUGAUCAGCAUGUACAUCCCGAGCGGAAGCGGAGACACCGGAGACUCACAGAGGAACUACACCACUAACCUGCAGCAGCACUACCUCACCAGCACCGCCUCACUCACACACAUCUGAGUCUCCACCUGGGUCAUGUGACUCCGUUAACAAAGAGCCAUGAAUGAUGAGCUGGAGUGAGAGAGCGAGCCGUGUUUAUAAGGAGAGAAACACAGAGAAACUGAGAUCAGACCUCUGAUAUUCUCUCACGCACAUCUCUGAGUUCCGUUAGCAUUGUUCUGCUGUGAGGGCUAGCAGCACCACACACACACACACACACACACACACACACACGCUCUCUCUCUCUCUCUCUCUCUCUCUCUCUCACACACACACUGCUUUAAAAGUAAAGUAUUAACACAGAAAUCACAAACUGAGGAACUUCGCUGUAUUUUUAGUAACAGAUGUGUUUUAUGUUUAGAACAAACAGGUUUUUAUAAACAUUCUUCUAUCUGCAGUUUUAAAGCCUUUACAGUGAAAUGUCACAUCACACACACUCACACACACACUCACACACACACUCACACACACACACACACUCACACACACACACUCACUCACACACACACUCACACACACACUCACACACACACUCACACUCACACUCACACACACACUCACACUCACACACACACACUCACUCACACACACACUCACACACACACUCACACACACAC
Messenger RNA from Ictalurus punctatus (channel catfish), 1813 nucleotides. RefSeq names its product SRY-box transcription factor 19a (gene sox19a). The transcript is spliced from 2 exons. Gene Ontology annotation, molecular function: DNA-binding transcription factor activity, RNA polymerase II-specific; RNA polymerase II cis-regulatory region sequence-specific DNA binding. Bases 372 to 1217 code for a protein of 281 amino acids. Gene Ontology annotation, biological process: anatomical structure morphogenesis; regulation of DNA-templated transcription; cell differentiation. NCBI's taxonomy places the organism in Eukaryota, Metazoa, Chordata, Actinopteri, Siluriformes, Ictaluridae. The record is from RefSeq and is a predicted model, not a curated record.